AUGAGUUUAGCAGAUACUCUUCUCGGUGACCUUUCCGAAGAUGACUUUGACGUGGAGGUGGGGGAAGACGUGGACAUCGACGACAUAGAAGAGGCAAACUCUGGAGUAGAGCGGAAUGUGCAGGAGCUUCUGACGGUUUCGAAUAUGGAUAUUAUUUCGUCCGUCGAGGAGUACGUAUCAAUACUGCCGAAGCUUAAGUUUUUGGAGGAGAAGCUUGACAGAGAGGAGGGCAGUGGUGGCGGACAGGCGAUCAUUUCUGAGACAAACAGCAUGAUAGCGGAAAUCAACAGCAACUUCAACACGUUGCUUUCGUUUGUGAAGCUCACGUACAAUUCCGUCUGGCCCGAUCUUGAGAACAUCAUCAAAAACCCGUUGUACUUCAUACGGGUGAUCGAGAUUCUGCGCUUCGACAUCUCCAGCUUCAAGGAGCACGCAGAAGACGAGGCCUUCAGCUUCCUCCCGAAGGACUUGAUUCUGUCGUUGACCAUGUCGGUGAACUUCCUGCUGAAGUCGAAGCAGUCGAGGGUGCCUAGUGAACACGUUCAAGGUUUGGUGCUUGAAGCGUGCCGGGUGAUGACAUACAUCAACGAGUUGCAGCUCAAAUUCCGGGCAUUCAUCACUACGAGAGUGCAGAACAUCGCACCCAACAUCACUGCCUUGGUCGGCACUACGGUUGCCGCACAGCUGAUAGCUACGGCAGGGUUGGAGUCUUUGUGUACCAUUCCGGCGUGCAAUAUCCCCUCUCUGGGCAAAUCUGUGAACAGGAGUGCUUUGGGCUAUGUGUAUCAAUCUGAUCCGGUCAAAAAUGUCUCUGACGAUUUCAAGAAGCAGGCGGUAAGGCAGGUAUGUGCUAAAAUAUCGCUUUCCGCCCGGAUAGACCGUUCCGUGUCACAGACAGGAACCUCAAAUGGCACACAUGGGGCCAGGUGGAGAGACGAAAUCGAAAAAAGACUAGAAAAGAUGAUGUCUCCGCCGGACAACGUCCAGAUCAAGCCGUUACCCAAACCUGUAGACAUGAAGUCCAAGCGCCGGGGUGGCAGAAAGUUCAAGAAAAUGCGCCAGCGGAUGAAGAUGUCUGAGGUCGAGAAGGCGCAGAACAAGAUGGCCUUUGGUGAGCAAGAGUUGACCAAGAUAGACGCUUUUGGAGAAGAAGUUGGUCUCGGUAUGUUAGGCAAAACGUCUAUCCGUGAUAUCGAGGGUGUGCGGGGUGUCCACGUGACGCAGGGCGCACGGAAAGCCGUGGACAAGUUUACUUCCGGUGGGGCACACGGGAAUGCUGGGGACGAUACUGACAAGCUAGUAGCUAUAUUGGAUACGAAGUGA
This is a messenger RNA of Pichia membranifaciens NRRL Y-2026, 1323 nucleotides long. RefSeq lists its product as hypothetical. Bases 1 to 1323 code for a protein of 440 amino acids. The record is from RefSeq and is a predicted model, not a curated record. Gene Ontology annotation, biological process: spliceosomal tri-snRNP complex assembly; mRNA splicing, via spliceosome. The transcript has a single exon. Gene Ontology annotation, cellular component: precatalytic spliceosome; U4 snRNP; U4/U6 x U5 tri-snRNP complex. Lineage: Eukaryota; Fungi; Ascomycota; Pichiomycetes; Pichiales; Pichiaceae.